Solea solea (common sole) is the source of this 1858-nucleotide messenger RNA. RefSeq names its product twist-related protein 2-like. The record is from RefSeq and is a predicted model, not a curated record. Lineage: Eukaryota; Metazoa; Chordata; Actinopteri; Pleuronectiformes; Soleidae. Gene Ontology annotation, biological process: developmental process; regulation of transcription by RNA polymerase II. Bases 389 to 1036 code for a protein of 215 amino acids. Gene Ontology annotation, molecular function: RNA polymerase II transcription regulatory region sequence-specific DNA binding; DNA-binding transcription factor activity, RNA polymerase II-specific; protein dimerization activity. The transcript has 2 exons.
GGAAGUUUCAUGGUCCCCUCCUUUUAAAAAGUCAGAUUCGUAGUUGCUGCUGUCUCACAUGCAGCUACAGGAGCGCGGUGUGAGAACAGUCCAGGCUGCUGUGGUGUAGUGUACACUGACAGAGAGUGGGAAGUGAUGACUGGAAGGUGUGGACGAAGAAGCAAAGUUAUCAGCCAUCCUGGCUUGUCAUGCCUGAGUUGUAACAAAGUGUGAAGCUGACGACAGAAGAAACACGAUACGUCAGAAGAACACGGAGGGGAACAGGAGGAGUUCCUGAGGACGAACUGUGUGAAAGGAGCAGAGGAGGAGCGGAGCGUAACACUCCCUGAGAUACUCAGAGAAGUGACAGAUAGAGGAUCGAGGAGAGAAGACACAACGUGGCCAAAGCAUGAGAGAGGUGGAGCAGUGUAAUGACGACCACCCUGAGGGCGGGGUGGUCUCCAGCAAGGAGAACACGGGAAGACCACCUUCUAAUGCAUGUGCUGUUGUUGUAGCAACGCCGGGGGUCACCAUGCGAAAGCGGCAGACUGGCUCAAAUUCAGAGGAUCACAUUUCCACAGCUACACCCGUCACAUCAGGAGACGAGGACAAGGUCAAGCCGGGGGACGACGUCCAGCUCUACACCCCGGCUGGAACCAAAAGACUCAAGAAGAGUCCUCAGCACCGGCCACCGUCCUCGGGACCUUCCCUUUCUCCUGUCCCUGGUCCCAGUCCUGGAAGUCUCUCAGCCCUCGAGGACCCACACGCCCAGCGUGUGAUUGCCAACAUCCGGGAGCGACAACGGACACAAUCGCUGAAUGACGCCUUUGCGUCAUUGCGUAAGAUAAUCCCCACACUCCCCUCUGACAAACUGAGCAAGAUCCAGACCCUUAAGUUGGCAUCGCGCUACAUCGACUUCCUGUACCAGGUGCUGCAGAGCGACGAGAUGGACGCGAAACUGGCUGGAUGUAACUACCUCGCACAUGAGAGACUGAGCUAUGCCUUCUCCGUCUGGAGGAUGGAGGGAGCCUGGUCCACCAUGUCAGCUGGUCACUAACUCGGCCUGAAAGCAAUAAGAUUGGUCUGUUGACAGAAACUUAAAAACCUAAAAACAUAUGACGGACAAUUAGUCUCGACGCAGUGCAUCUGUUCCCUCCAUGGAAAGACCACCUGACACAAGAUGAGAAUACAGUUUGAUAUCUUUAAUAUUGAACUAGAUAUCAGCUGUAAAUACGAAGGCUUGUGAUGUCAUUGUUUUUGCUUAUUAUUGCUCGUGUGUGCCAAAGACACAUUUCCUUUUAAUUUUCUUUAAGAUACUUGUAUCAGGACAGGCGACAGACACAAACGAGCCUGACUCCACACAACAUUCUUUCAGUUCAACAAGCUGAUGUUCAGGAUGCUCUCUCCUAAUGUUGCCUCCACACAGCAGCACAGUGACCCCUCUGACCCCUCUGACCCCUCUGCUCACCCCAGAAAGCAGAAGCUACACCUUCAUCCUCAUCUCUUCAACCUUGAUUUUACCGCCUAUAACUGCUGUCAGUCACCAUCAUCAUCAUCGUCAUCACGAUCAUCAUCAUAGUCUUUCAACGCCAACUUUUCCGAGACUCUGACACAUACUCGGGAUCCCUGACCACCCCUGAACCCGAGCGACAGUGGAAAAGAAGCUGUGGGCAGCUGUCCUCCUGACUUCACUUUCUCCUCUUCAUAACCAAAACCAAGCUCCUUUGUUUUUUCAAGAGCCAAAAUAAAAACCUCUCCUCUCGAAAUUCCUUCCUCUCAUUUUGGCCCAAAUUUGCUUGCGUUGCACGAAAGCCCCGAUACAGUGAGCUGACGAGGAGGCGUAAUGAAAACAAACGGCCUCUAAAAGCCAUGAAUCACG